This is a messenger RNA of Diaporthe citri, 2886 nucleotides long. RefSeq lists its product as uncharacterized. Gene Ontology annotation, biological process: alanyl-tRNA aminoacylation; tRNA modification. The transcript has 3 exons. The coding region runs from base 1 to 2886 and encodes 961 amino acids. Gene Ontology annotation, molecular function: amino acid binding; nucleic acid binding; ATP binding. Gene Ontology annotation, cellular component: cytoplasm; mitochondrion. Lineage: Eukaryota; Fungi; Ascomycota; Sordariomycetes; Diaporthales; Diaporthaceae. The record is from RefSeq and is a predicted model, not a curated record.
AUGUACGAGGGCAAGUGGACCGGCCUCACGGUCCGCAAGACCUUCUUCGAAUAUUUCGAACAAAGAGGGCACACGAUAGUGCCCUCGUCCUCCGUCGUCCCUCACAAUGACCCCACGCUCCUGUUCACCAAUGCUGGCAUGAACCAGUUCAAGCCCAUCUUCCUCGGCACCGUCAACAAGACCGACCCAAUGGCCUCCUGGAAGCGCGCUGCCGACUCCCAGAAGUGCAUCCGUGCCGGCGGCAAACACAACGAUCUCGACGAUGUCGGCAAGGACAGCUACCACCACACAUUCUUCGAGAUGCUGGGCAAUUGGUCCUUCGGCGACUACUUCAAGAAGGAGGCCAUCCAGAUGUCCUGGGAGCUUCUGACCAAAGUGUACGGUCUGGACCCCAAGAGGCUGUACGUCACCUACUUCGAGGGCAACCCAGACAUGAACCUCGAACCCGAUCUGGAGGCCAAGGAACUUUGGAAAUCCGUCGGCGUGCCGGAGGACCAGAUCCUGCCAGGAGACAUGAAGGACAACUUCUGGGAGAUGGGCGACCAAGGUCCUUGUGGCCCUUGCUCUGAGGUUCACUACGAUAAGGUGGGAGGCCGGAAUGCUGCCCACCUCGUCAACCAGGACGACCCAUUGGUGGUCGAGAUCUGGAACAAUGUGUUUAUGCAGUACGACCGGCAAAAGGAUAGGUCUCUGAAGCCGCUUCCUGCGAAGCACAUUGAUACUGGCAUGGGAUACGAGCGUCUCGUCUCUGCACUGCAAGACAAGGUUUCCAACUAUGCCACAGAUGUCUUCACGCCCCUUUUCGCGCGGAUACAAGAGGUCACGGGAGCACGGCCAUAUGAGGACAAGUACGGCAAGGAUGACGCUGACGGCAUUGAUACUGCCUACCGUGUGGUCGCCGACCACAUCAGGCUGCUCGCCUUCUCCAUUGCCGAUGGCGCGGUCCCAAAUAACGAGGGAAGAGGCUACGUUGUCCGAAGAGUGCUCCGUAGAGGCUCACGAUACGCCCGCAAAUACUUCAAUGUCGAAAUCGGGUCGUUCUUCUCCAAGAUUCUACCUGCUCUCGUCGCGCAGAUGGGCGAACAGUUCCCUGAGAUUCUCAAGAAGCAGAAGGAUAUUGCUGAGAUCCUUGACGAAGAAGAGGUGGCUUUUGCCAAGACGCUGGAUCGCGGUGAGAAACAAUUCGAAAAGUUCGUUGCGGAGGUGAACAAGAAGGGCGAGAAGAAGCUCUCUGGUCUCCAGGUUUGGAGGCUGUACGAUACGUACGGUUUCCCCGAGGAUCUGACGAAAUUGAUGAGCGAGGAGCGAGGACUGGAGCCAACUGACGAGGCUGACCUUACUAAGGCGAGGGAAGAGGCACGUGAGGCCAGCAAGAAGGUCAAGGACAAGGCGCAGGCAUUCCCAAAGCUCAACGUGCACCAGAUCGCGGAGCUUGAGAACCAACACAACCUGUCCAGGCCGGAUUCCGAACCCAAGUACGGCAAGGGAGACAUCACUGCAAACGUGCAGUUAAUAUUCACGGGUGAGAAAUUCGUCAAAUCCUCCAAGGACAUACCAGCGGAGACCCCACUCGGUCUCAUCCUCGAUAAGACAAAUUUCUACGCCGAGUCUGGCGGUCAGGUCGCUGACACGGGCCGGAUUCUCGUGGACGAUGAUGUCGCCGAAUUCAAGGUCCAAGACGUACAGGAGUACGGCGGGUACAUUGUGCACAUCGGCUACUUUGACCACGGUUCGCUGUCAUCGGGCGACAAGGUGAUUUGCGAGUACGACGAGCUCCGUCGUCAACCCAUCCGCAACAACCACACGGGCACGCACAUUCUCAACCACUCCCUGAGGGAAGUCCUGGGCGACGAUGUCAACCAGAAGGGCUCGCUUGUGGACGAUGACAAGCUGAGGUUUGACUUCAGCCACAAGCAGGGUGUCACAAAUGCGGAGCUCAAGAAAAUCGAGGAUGGCUCCAAUGCGUACAUCCGUCAGAACUGCAAGAUAUACUACAAGGAUGUGGACCUUGAGGCUGCGAAGCAGAUUGAGGGUGUACGCGCCGUGUUCGGGGAGACAUAUCCCGACCCUGUCAGGGUGGUGAGCGUGGGUAUCGAAGUGGACACUCUUUUGGAGAACCCCAAGAACCCCGAGUGGAGGAAAGUCAGUGUGGAAUUCUGCGGCGGUACCCAUGUGGACCAGACCGGAAUCAUCAAAGACCUGGUCGUCGUCGAAGAGAGCGGCAUUGCCAAGGGUAUCCGAAGAAUUGUCGCCUACACCGGCGACGCGGCACACGAUGUGCAGCGGAUUGCCCGCGAGUUUGCAGGUAGACUCGAGCAGCUGGAUAAGCUGCCUUUCGGACCGGAGAAGGAGGACCAGGUGAAGAAGACAGGCGUGGACCUCAACCAGCUCACUGUCUCGGUGCUCGACAAGGAGGAUCUUAAGGCCACGUACGCCAAGAUCCAGAAGGGUGUCGCGGACGAGCAGAAGAAGCGUCAGAAGGCCGAGAGCAAGACCGCCCUGGACACAGUGACGGGACACUUUGCGAAGCCCGAGAACAAGGAGUCGACGUGGUUCGUCGGACAGCUGCCUAUCAGCGCCAACAUGAAGGCUGUCAGCGAUGUGAUGACGCACUUCAAGAGCAAGGACAAGACCAAGAGCGUGUAUGUCUUUGGUGGGUCCAAGGAAUCAGGUGUGGUACAUGGUGUCUACGUCGGAACGGAUCUGGCUUCGAAGGGCAUCACCGCCGAGAAGUGGUCGACCACGGUCACAGAGAUCAUCGGCGGGAAGGCAGGAGGCAAAGAGCCCACCCGCCAGGGCGCCGGAACGCAGCCCGAAAAGAUCGAGGAUGCGGUCAAGAAGGCCGAGGAGUGGCUGGUCGCGGAGAUGGAAAAGCUGAAGGUUUGA